Telopea speciosissima is the source of this 873-nucleotide messenger RNA. RefSeq lists its product as uncharacterized. The transcript has 2 exons. The record is from RefSeq and is a predicted model, not a curated record. NCBI's taxonomy places the organism in Eukaryota, Viridiplantae, Streptophyta, Magnoliopsida, Proteales, Proteaceae. The coding region runs from base 452 to 826 and encodes 124 amino acids.
GGUGAAGCCCAAUCACAAUGUGUUCACCGAAUUUUGUCGUUCUAGGGUUUCUCGAUGUUAUAUCAAUCUGUGCUUCAGAGGUAGACUCCGAAUUUUGUUGUUCUAGGGUUUCUCGAUGUUAUAUAAAUCUGUGCUGCAGAGGUAGAUUCUGAAUUUUGUCGUUCUAGGGUUUCUCGAUGUUAUAUCAAUCUGUGCUUCAGAGGUAGACUCCGAAUUUUGUUGUUCUAGGGUUUCUCGAUGUUAUAUCAAUCUGUGCUGCAGAGGUAGAUUCUGAAUUUUGUCGUUCUAGGGUUUCUCGAUGUUAUAUCAAUCUGUGCUUCAGAGGUAGACGAAUUUUGUUGUUCUAGGGGUUCUUGAUGUCAUAUUAAUCUGUGCUUCAGAGGAUCGAUUUUUGUUAUCAUCUUAAGUAGGUGGUCUACAGAGAAAAAGAAGCUUCAGGGGAUUGACUGUAAUGGUGGAUAUAUGGUGGUCCCUUUUGGCGGCUGCGAUCCCGGCUGUCGUUGCAGGGCAAGCUAUAAGGAUGAAAAGAAGGCGUGCGGAAGAGCAGAGGCUCAGGAGUGCAAGGGAGAAUAGCUCCGGUGAUAUCUUCGUCUGCGAGAGAGUCUGUACAUCCAAGAGGAUGCUGAAGAAGGUGGGUGCAGUCACCAAGGACCCAACUCCUGAUACCUGCAUCACCGUUUGCGGUGUCUCUCAGAUCGGCGCCUGUAUUGACGCUUGUGCUCGCACCGUCUGCGUUAACCAAUACCAAGUCCCCAAUUGGAACGACGUUUGCCUCCGCAAAUGCCAGAAUGAAUGCCUUAAGCUUUCUUUUUCUUAUUCCUCUUAAAGCAUUUCUUUGUUUUCCCUCUUAGAAUCGAUCUUUUGGUUUUGUGA